Messenger RNA from Terrapene triunguis (Three-toed box turtle), 1476 nucleotides. It is a transcript of the gene VSNL1, whose product is annotated as visinin like 1. The record is from RefSeq and is a predicted model, not a curated record. The coding region runs from base 168 to 743 and encodes 191 amino acids. Gene Ontology annotation, molecular function: calcium ion binding. NCBI's taxonomy places the organism in Eukaryota, Metazoa, Chordata, Testudines, Emydidae. The transcript is spliced from 4 exons.
UGCUGGCGCGCUCUAUAAGGGGAUUUAAGCCGCAGAGAGAGCGGGAGAGGCAGGGACCGAUUCACCAUUGAUCUGAAUUAAAUACUUCUCUCUCUCUCUCCCUAAAAAUCUGCCCUUUUGAGUUUUAUUCUUUGCUUCAGGUGACAGCACACAACGCAAACUGCAGAAUGGGGAAACAGAAUAGCAAACUGGCCCCUGAAGUGAUGGAGGAUCUGGUGAAGAGCACGGAGUUUAACGAACAUGAACUCAAACAGUGGUACAAAGGAUUUCUAAAGGACUGUCCUAGUGGUAGACUGAACCUUGACGAAUUUCAGCAACUUUAUGUAAAGUUUUUUCCAUAUGGAGAUGCUUCAAAGUUUGCCCAACAUGCCUUCAGAACCUUUGAUAAGAACAGCGAUGGAACCAUUGACUUCAGAGAGUUCAUUUGUGCAUUGUCCAUCACCUCAAGGGGUAGUUUUGAACAGAAACUAAACUGGGCCUUUAAUAUGUAUGACCUUGAUGGAGAUGGUAAAAUUACAAGAGUGGAGAUGCUGGAAAUUAUAGAGGCCAUUUACAAGAUGGUGGGCACUGUGAUAAUGAUGAAAAUGAAUGAGGAUGGUCUCACGCCAGAGCAACGAGUAGACAAGAUCUUCAGCAAGAUGGAUAAGAACAAAGAUGACCAGAUCACACUGGAUGAAUUCAAAGAAGCUGCAAAGAGUGAUCCUUCCAUUGUAUUACUCCUGCAGUGUGACAUUCAAAAAUGAGCUAAUGUAAAAUGCAUUAUGGACUGCACAGAAGUUUAGAUGUUCCAUUCAGUUUGCAGCUAUUUCCACACACACACAAAAAUUGCUUGGACUACCUAUAAAUGGACUUGCUUCUUGUGUUUGAAACACUCGUGUGCAUGAGAAUGUCAUUUGCUAAAGAAUUUUAAAAGUAUAUAUUAUAAAAAUAAACUGCCACAAUGUGAUGUGUGCAAUGUCAUUUCAUAACAAUCCUAUUCCUCUGAAGCCUGUGCAGCAGUACCGUGCUGCAGUGAAAUACUAUUGAUUGUUCGUUUUACUGAUGCUAGCUACGUGUCUCCUAGCCUGAGUAAUGUUAGUGACACUGACUUCCCAUGGUAAUGUAACUGUUGAUUAUAAACCAUGUCACCAUUCUGCUGUAAAGUAGUACUGGACAGACAGAGGCGAAAGUUCCUCAGUUCAUGAGUCUGAUCCACACAUGUGCUUGUAUUGUCAGUGAAUAUAAAUGUAAUUCAUUUGCAUGCCUUUUAGGUUUGCCUUAAUUCUUACCUCAUUUGCAUCCUUUCAAUCUGGAAAGAGCUAUGUCAGAGGAAUGCGGUAUGAACAAAGUUAAGUAAAUCCUGCUAAAAUGUUCCCUUAAUUAAAAAGUAUAUAUACAUUUAAAAUAUUGUAUUACUGGAAGUUUAAAAAAGUUUUAUUGGAAGUAUAUUGAUUUCUGCCUGAAUUUUCAAAAGCUUCCAAAGAGGUUGCAAUAUAU